This is a messenger RNA of Mercenaria mercenaria, 2019 nucleotides long. RefSeq lists its product as uncharacterized. The transcript has 7 exons. The record is from RefSeq and is a predicted model, not a curated record. The coding region runs from base 132 to 1277 and encodes 381 amino acids. Lineage: Eukaryota; Metazoa; Mollusca; Bivalvia; Venerida; Veneridae.
UGUACAAUAUAAUGAAACAGCGGGUUACAUAACUAACUUUACUCUUCUCAACAGACGUCAUAUGGCAAAUAUGACAUGCAAAGUUAUGAACGAUGCAUUAACAUCUCCUUUCAUUAUCACUGCACGUGUGUAUGUUAUCAUUAUUGGUACCACAUACACUCAAAGAAGAAAAUAUCGAUAGUAUUACAUGCAUAUUGGAUGGUGGAAGACCUGCUCCGAAUGUAACUUUAAACAUUUCCGGUAUUGGUGUGUCGUCUGCAAUUAAAACAGAAAGUUACAAUGCUACCACCUCUUUAUACACGAGUGUUGUUUCCCUGACAACAUUCGAACGAAUUUGGAACAGUAAAAACGUCACAUGUUGUCGUUUCAAUGAAUGGUACAAGACCAAAAGGGUUUGUUCCCCCACGCAACUGAUUAAUUUAAUGUAUGCACCUAUCAUCGAGUUCAACAUAUCUGAUUCUGAACUUGCAAUUUACCAAGGAGAACAGACACACGUAAAAUGCUCCGCAGAAAGCAUUCCUGCCUCCAACAUUUCAUGGAUAGAGCAAACAGAUGUUGGAAACAUAACUAUGAAAACGUGUCAGUUGCAAGCAGACUGCGUCAUUACUAUUGAAGCAAAUCUUACGCAACAACGACAAUUUAUUUGCCAAACUCAUUAUUUAGAAACAAGCAACCAAAAGACCCUGACUGUAAACAUUUUUGGGAAAGAUGAGAAACAUGACAAAGACUUGAACAACUCUGCCUCUGGUGAUAACUCGUUUAUUUGGAUUAUUCUUGGCUCUUGUUUAGCUGUCCUCUUUGUUGUAGUCAUCGUAUGCCUUAUUGCAAGAAAAAAAUUGAGGAACACUAAAGCCAAACUGGAAGCAAAUCAAGCGAGAUUCAGUGCAAACCCCGAUGGAGUUAGCAGAAAUAAAGAAGACAAGCUGGAAGAUGGAAAUUUGAAUGACGGUGCGCACGGGUUUGACGAUUCGGAAGUAACAUAUUCUCAACCAGUCAAAAACAAGCCAUCGUCUAAUGCCGAUGCAACGUAUUCAGAAGUAAAUAAGACUGGACAGUCAAAUUCUUCAGCCAGUUGCUCUAAAAAGACCCAGCAAGAUGGACAGCUGUUGUAUGCCGACCUUGACUUUGAUUCUAAUGGUGCACCUUUAAAGGGAGCUGCUGCCAAGCGUCGAAACUCUCCUACGGAGUACGUUGCCAUCGACUUCGUCAAGACAGCAGCUGAACAAGCAAAGGAAAACGAACCAACGGAAGCGGACAAUAUUUAUGCUAAUCAGUAAAACGAACGUCAAUCAUUUAAAAUUAAAUCAAAGACAACCGAUGAAACUUUUUGCACGCGUUGAUAUAUGUGUAAAUGAUUGCUAAAACUUGUAUGCGCAAAAAGGAGUUGAUGUCUACAACUCAUAUACGUGAAAGAAAUCGUGGUUAAUUUUUUACUGUUCGAGUAUUUGACUGAUAGUUUGCUUAUACUUACACAGUUUGCACAAGUUGUACGAAUGUUUCGAAAUGUUUGAAUAUUAUUUCGUCGAUUUCGAAGACUUCUAAGGUCAUUAUUACACGUUAACUUGUCUGCUUCGAUCCUUGCCACGAUUCCAGUUCUAAGCCUAGCAUUAUGCUAUCUGUAGAAAUUUGUUAGAUAAGAACUAAAAUGAAAUCUAGAAACACUGGGUAAGUAUAGUGUGAACGUCAAACGAACAGACAGGUGCGAGUUCUAAUUUGUGUGGCAUAUCUUGCAGAUGGACACCACCUACUCUGAACAGCACAGAAUAGUAUCUGCUUAUUUAUGUUGUUUUUAAAAGGCAGUGUAUUGCCUAAUCACUCGUAAAGAUCUAUUGAACGUAUGAACUAUAUAUAUUUCCUAUGAAUUACUCUAUACGAAUCCCGUUCUGUAAAUGCAAUGCUUUUUUCUUCAGAUUUGUUCAUAUUUGAAUUUUCUUGAAAGCUGUAUUUAAAUGUCUCCAUGACGAUCUGUCAGUGGUAACUGUGCAUAAUUUUCAGUCUAAAAUAAGCUGUAACCUUUAA